Molecule: messenger RNA, 4645 nt
Organism: Pelmatolapia mariae (spotted tilapia)
Lineage: Eukaryota; Metazoa; Chordata; Actinopteri; Cichliformes; Cichlidae
Gene: ppp6r2a
Product: protein phosphatase 6, regulatory subunit 2a
Exons: 24
Coding region: 615-3287 (890 amino acids)
Cellular component (GO): nucleus; cytosol
Molecular function (GO): protein phosphatase regulator activity; protein phosphatase binding
Source: RefSeq, a predicted model, not a curated record
UCGCCAUUUUGAUUCGAAAAAUAUGACUGAGUUUUUCCUGCUUUGCGUGCUAAACUUAGCCCCGCGUUUGAAUUACUUUGUGUGCGAGUACGUAUCAUACACUCUGCAUUUGAAAUAACUCGGAUUGUUAUUAACACCACGUAGUCAUUCACGCGGGGGAACAGUUUAUUUUGUAGUCUUCUUAGCCACAUUUGACUAUCGUUAGCUAAGUUGAGCUAGCUAACGGCGGUCUGUGCUGUCGCAGACUGACCCCUUCUUCAAAACAAAUCACUAUUCGCUCACAGGCUAACGUAUGUUAGCUCAUACGGCUAGCUAACAGUAGCUGGACAGCUAGUGAUUUAGUAGCUGGCUGCUUAACAAAAAACAGCAACAACUCGGAUCACACGGAAUUACUCGCAGCGGACAUUCAACCAAAGGGUAUGGUGAGCCUCUCAGCGUCCCGUCUCCUAAAGAGGCCCGUGUUUUAAAAGGAGACCCAUGCUGAUAAAUGCCAGGCCUCGCCACACUCUCUGUCGUCUGCACAAACACAAAUGCCUGCCUGCCCGUGGGGGAGGUCUGAUUAAAGAUAUCCACAUUUCAUCCACUGGGCUGUGUCCCCCCUCCCAGCGGCCACCAUGUUUUGGAAGUUUGACCUGCACACCACCUCCCACAUUGACCAGCUGCUGGACAGGGAGGACGUGACGCUGAGAGAGCUGAUGGAGGAGGAUGACGUCCUGCAGGAGUGCAAGGCCCAAAACCGUCGGCUGCUCCUCUUCCUUUCCCAGGACCACUGCAUGCAGGAGCUGGUCAGCCUCAUCACCACAGAGCCACCUGCUGAUCUGGAGGAGCGAAGCCGCUUUAAGUUUCCCAAUGUUGCUUGUGAGCUUCUGACCUCAGAUGUUUCCAUUAUAAACGAUAAGCUGGGUGGAGAUGAGUCUCUCCUCGAGAUGCUCUACCACUUCCUGGAACAGGACCCACCUCUCAAUCCUCUACUAGCCAGCUUCUUCAGCAAAACCAUCGGCAAUCUCAUUGCCAGGAAAACCGAACAGGUUAUUACCUUUUUAAAGAAAAAAGAAGGCUUUAUUGGUCUGGUGCUGAAACACAUUGACGCCUCUGCCAUGAUGGACCUGCUGCUUCGCCUCAUCAGUUGUGUGGAGCCUGCCCCUUUGAGACAGGAUGUUCUGCAUUGGUUAAACGAGGAAAGGUUGGUUCAGAGACUCACAGAGCUCAUCCAUGCUGGCAAAGAUGAGGAGAGACAAUCAAAUGCGUCCCAAACGCUGUGUGACAUCAUCCGCCUUAGCCGAGAUCAGGCCAGUCAGAUGCAGGAGAACGUAGAAGCUGACCCACUAUUGGCUGUGCUAGAAUCGCAGGAGAGCGUGGCAGGGCUUCUCAAGAACAUGUUUGAGGGGGAGAGGAGCGAGGCCUCCAUCGUUAAUGGAACUCAAGUGCUACUUACCUUACUGGAGACCAGGAGGUCUGGGUUGGAAGGGCUGAUGGAUCUGUAUUCUCAGGGUUAUGAAAGGUCUUACACUGUCAACAGCAGUAUUUUAAAUGCCAUUGAGCCCCAUUUAAAGGACUUCCAGCAGCUUCUUCAGGAUCCCCCCAAGAAAAGUGCAAUAUUGACGACCUUUGGCCUUCUAGAUCAGCCACUGGGGAACGCUCGCCUUCAUGUGGCCCGGCUGGUGGCUGCCCUGCUCCAGACCAAUGCACCCAAUAUCUGCCAGGAGCUCUGUAACCUGGCCACCAUGGACCUGCUACUGGAUCUGUUCUUCAAAUACUCCUGGAAUAACUUUUUGCACUUCCAAGUGGAGCUGUGUGUUGCCUCUAUCCUGAACCAUCCUUCCUCAGAGGAGCGGCCAGGCCUAGGCCUGCAGAACCACGAAGAGAGCGCUACAGCAUCCAGCCCUCAGGCGCAAGAGGAGGACGCGACAACAGACGGGACGAGCGACCCACAGACCUCCAUCCACGGUGCGCUCGUGGCACAUCUCUUCCAGAAGUGUCGACUGCUGCAAAGGAUCCUUGAUGCCUGGGAGGAGAACGAUAGAAUACAGGCUGAUGGUGGUACCAGGAGAGGCAACAUGGGUCACCUGACUAGAAUAGCCAACAUGGUAGUCCAGAACCUGGAGAAAGGACCAGUACAGACCCAGAUCUCUGACCUCAUCAGAGAGCUGCCAGAGGACUGCAGAGGACGCUGGGAGAGCUUCGUGGACGAGACCCUGAGAGAGACUAACAGGAGGAAUACAGUAGAACUGGUAAGCACUCACAAUAUGCACUCGUCCAGUGAGGACGAUGACAUGGAGAGCCCCUUCCCCAACGACCUGUCGCUCCAACAGGCUUUCUCAGACUAUCAGAUCCAACAGAUGACUGCCAGCUUUGUGGAUCAGUUUGGCUUCAAUGACGAGGAGUUUAGCGAACAUGAUGAAAACAUCAACGCUACGUUUGACAGAAUCGCCGAAAUAAACUUCAAUCUAGACGCUGAUGAUAACAGUGCCAACGCAGCUGCAUUUGAAGCCUGCUGCAAAGAGAGGAUACGCCAGUUUGACGAUGCUGAAGAGGAGGAGGAUAUCUGGGACGAUAAGGAGAUCAACUAUGCAACACAAGCUAAAUCCAGAACAAGGUUCGGGGUCUCUCAAACCUCAGAGGGAAGCUCCAGGAGCAGCAUGGAAAACGGAGGUCGGGAGCGGGACCGUGGAUCUGAAUCGGAUGAGGACGAAGACUCUGAGCAGAACACGUCAGAUUCGGGUCCUGGCUGGACAGCAAAUUUCAGGGAUUCUGGAGAGACCGCAGCAUCCCAAACCUCCCCCGGGUGGGAGAGCUCAGCAGGGAGCGCAACCGAGACACAGGAGACUGGCUGGGCUAACUUCACUGAGUUCCAGCCUUUCUCUGGUACAGAGACAGAUCCCAGGUGCAGCUCUCCUGUGGAAACGGGCAGCAGUGAUGUCGAUAAACAAGCCAAACAAAACCACGAGAAGAGCGCAGAUGUUAGUACCUCCCCUGGUCCAGCAGGAGAAGGGAGAAAGGCUCCGCUCGUGGCCUCAGACAGCAGCUCCUCCGGAGGCUCUGACAGCGAGGAGGAUGACAAAAAUGCUGGUGCUCCUCCCACCUCAGAAACAGCCAGUGCCCCGGGCAACAAGACGGCUGACCUCAAAAGUGAGGAGUGUCCGGUGUCUCUGGAGAAGCUCUCCCUGUCAGAUCCUCCUACAGCUUCAGAGCAGCAGGCUGCUGAGGAUUCACCUGUAAACACGCAGACUGACAGGAAAGAGGAAACGCCACCGCCCCAGGAAGUGUCGGUCAACGGGCCCGUGUGAGCGCGAGUGGGUCAGAAGCCCCUGAGAGACGGAGCCGCAGACUGUUAGCCUCCUCCAGAGUGACUCCCCUAAAUAACCUCACUGCAACUACGGUGUUUUUACUGAAUCACUCUGCCAUGUUAUUGGACCUGGACACUGCCAAUCGACACCAAUAACGAGGCGGCAGAACAUGUAAAAAAAACAACCCCCCCAAAUAAAACAAAGAAAAAAGCGAGACGGAGCAGAGUCCAGAGGAAUCUUCUUCAAAGCCUUUUCCUGAUGUUGCACAUGAUCCCGUGCAGUUUUAAUGUAGCAGCGAUCUUUGAAACGACAGAGUCCGAGGGGUAACAUCGUCACCGAUAUUUUUUUAUGUCCUCAAACAUUACUCUCCCGCUUCCCACCCUGUGGGAUUUUACAUGGGCACCCCGAAUGGAUAGCACAGGCCAACUUUAAAUGAUGCCUCAACAAUAAAUACGUUGUUUGUUUUUCCUUCAAGCUUAAGAAAAAGCACUUAUGCAGCCAUUUACUGUACAUUAUAGCACAAUGAUGUAAGUGUUGUACCUUCAUCUCUGCUGGUUGUCUCCUCUGUCCUCACAUCAAGGUUUUUAUCCAGUGUUUGGGUUUUUUUCCUUUUGGUCGCUGUUGAUGAAACAUCCCUUACCAUCGUACGUCACCAGGUUUCUGAAUGUUUUGAAGUGCUUCAGGACGCUCUGUUGAAGAGGAGGAGAAGCGGGUCAAUGAACAGAGCUCUAAUAGUAUUACUGUCUUUUGCUCAUGUGCAAUAAUGUCAAUUAGCCAUUUUAUUUAAAAAGAAAAAAUCAAUCUGGCAUCAGAGACUCAUUGGGUAGUUUCAGAUUUGGAUAUGAUCUCAAUUUUCUCUUCUUUUACUUUAGUGCAUGUAUAACCGGUUCUCUGUUGACCUAGCUAGUGAGCUAAGACCUUCUGAUUGUAUUGACCUUUAAGUUCUUGCUAUCCCCCUUAAAUCAACCAAACUUUAUCUACCUAUAUACAAAUAUUAUCUACAUUUAUAAGUAAUUUUACAAGCAAUCUUGAGAUUACUAUUUUUGUCUGUUCCUUUUCUCUCUUUCCACCAAGCACUUACUCACAGGGGGAGAGUGACAUUUGGUAAGAGUGACGCUGUAUGCCCCCCCCCCCCUUUUAUUAUUAUUAUUAUUAUUUUUUUUUUUAAGGUUAAUUUUAUUUUGUUUCUGAGCAGCAGAAUUGGAGGGAGUGCAGGUCUGAGUUCUGCAGAGCUACAGACCUCUUUGGUGUACUUAAAUCAUUUGACAGCGAUCAGGUUCUAUGAUUAUUGUUAAAAAAUUCAAAUUAAAAGUGUCUGGCUGACCACAUUAAUACCAAAGGCUCUGCUUUGCUGGUCU